GGAAGCUUGACUGAUCUCUUCUACAGAACAGUUCCCCACCUCCCAACUACACAUCCACAGAUUACGCAGUUGCAUCAAGGAGGCAGAAGUGUGGGUUGGAUUGGUUUUGUGUGUGUGUGUGUUCAAGGCUUGUGAACAGCUCUCAGUUGAAAUCUAGAAUGAAGCAGACUCCUCUUUUCAUCAGCCUCCUUGCUGCCUUCAUAGCCCUGGGAAUGGCUCUAGAAUGUGAGCAAUGUACUGGGCCAACAAGCCACUGCUCAGGACCUAUGAUGCAAUGCACCCAGGAGCAAGACACAUGUGUUUCUCGGGUGUUGAGUCUCAGCAUUUCUGGGUUAGACCAAAAUGUUUUUGAGAAGGGUUGCGGCUCAUCAAAAUUGUGCGGCAAAGGGCCCCAAAUCAUCAACAGUGGCCCAUUUGGAACAACAGUAAUCGAGACUCAUUGCUGUGUGGGAGCUGCCUGCAAAACAACAUGGCCCCCUACUCCAAGGAGAAACACCACAUUGAAUGGAAGGCAAUGCUCCACUUGCCCACCUGAUGGAACCGAGUGUAAGUUUCCACCCAUCAAAUGUGCUGGAGAGGAGACCAAAUGCUUUGAGAUAUCUGGAGCUACAACCAUAGCAGGACAAACCGCAAGCACCGUCCUCAAGGGCUGUGCAAAUGAACUGGCCUGUCAAGCAAUGGAAACAGGCACCAAAACAUUUGGGAAUGUGAUACAAGAAGUCAAGUCAGCUAAAUGCACAGAUGGGGCGGCCAGUACCAUCCCAGGAUCCCUCGGACUCCUCUUCCCAGCCCUUAGCGGGCUGCUGCUGGUCAAGUUCCUUGCUUGAUUCCCCAGUUGAUGCUAAGAUUGGAGAAUCCGCUUUGAGCUACUCCUCUUUGCUGCUUGCUUGUGGCUAUUAUUGAGGCCACCUACAGAUGCUGAAGAGCAAGGGCCAAAGGCCACUCUCCAGUCUUGUCUGUCUGGUCCUUGAGAGUCUUCCUUUGACACCUUCCUGCCCCUUUCACCCACCUUGAGCGCUUUUGGCUGCUUGGAAUGUGUCUUUGUGCUCCGAUGAUGCUUCUAGCUUGCCUGGUUGGAAGACAGAGAUGGAUGGCUGAGUGUGUGUGCACAAAAUAGUCUCCUAUGUAAAGGAGAGCUUUACAUUCGCUAGUCCCCAACGGUUGCCUCUGGCUCCGCCUACCAAAGGCAUGUGGCCCCCAGUAGUCUGCGCAGAAUGGAAUGUGGCCCUUGGACUUAAAAGGCUUUCUCAUCCCUGCCCAUAGUCUAGAAGCUCAUGUUUACAUCUAUUGGCCUCCAACAGGAGCAAAGGCUGAUGUUGACCAAGGGAGUUCUUGGCUGGUGUCUUUACCAGCAGAUGCCAAUGUUGGGUGGCAGGCAAAGGAGGCUGGCUGUGUCUGUACAAUGCACAACUGGGUCUGGAUAGUGGCCAGCAGUCACCAGCGAUGCCCUCCUGGCCAGUGGUAUUUCCAUCCUGAUUCAGCACUGGGUCACAUAGUCAGCAUGCACCUUUUCACUGAGCUAGGGCUUUUCUCCAGGAAUUGGUGAAUCUGCCCAUUUCUCCCAAUGUCUCCCAUUCCCCCACCGCAUAAUAGUUCAUAAUAGUUCAGUUCUCCACAUUUCUGCAUUAUAUUUUUUUAAAAAAAUAUGGAAUAAAGGUCACAAAAAUCAUCACCAUUUUAGUGUCCACUUCUCCUAGCAUACAUUUUUUGUAUGUUAAGCAUUCGCAACGUUUGCAAGCGAUUUCCUGUAAUAUGCAUUUUUGCACACUAUAUUUAAUGAGUUUUAAUGCACAUUAACAUAUGUGAUUAUGUGCACAUUGGUUGCUUGCAGAACAGUGCUACAGAAGUAGAGAUUCUGAAGGAUACCUGCUUUUUGGUUCAUGCCCAACCCAAUCCUGGAAAGAAAUACACUAGCGCCAAAAAACAUCAUUUAGAAAUGUUUAAUCUGAAGAAAACUGCCCUCAGUGCCCUGGGCCGCUUUGCAACAGUAGGGUAAGCUCAACUCCACCACCAAAAUUGUACAAAAGUUAUGGGAAAGAGGCAAAAAAGGAGAGCAAGUAGUAAAUUGGUAUCCUUUGAUAGACAGCUUGCAGCACCCUACGCAGCUGACACUGAUAAGAGCGCUUUGCUUUAUUUUCUUCCUCUAGUGAUGAAGUUGUCUCCUCUCAUAAUUCAGUCCUGGUUCCACUUUUGUAGUAGAUGUUGGACUCUUGUGCAGCAUUUUAUACACACACACAUACAUCUCACCCAACUUUUUUUGGGGGUAUUUUUUUUAAAGCUUCUGUAAAACCGCCAGGAGAAAAUUGUUAUUGGGAGGUAUAUAGAUGACAGCAGGUAAAUAAGCAAAUAAUCUCCCGGUAGUAUGGGAAACAUCGCCUUCGUAUGCAUCAAACCCAGGGAUGAAGCUCUGGGUUUUCAAAUUGUGCUGCAACGUGUGUCCGUGUGUGUGUCCAUGCAGGGGUGGCGACUUGGGCCCCAGAUCAUGCUUGCCCAAUGGCACCCGUGACGUAAUGUGACGUCAGGAUGUCACGUUACAUUGGCACGCUGCAGCGGCGCUUCCAAGGGCUCAUGGGGCCUCGGAGGUCAUGUCCGAUGCCUUGAGAGACAUCUGACGUGAAGUCACCUCAGAGGCCUGGCAGGGCCUUGGACAUCACUACCGAGGCCUUGUGGGGCAUCGAAUGCUUUGCAAGGCCUUGGACAUUGCCUUGGAGGUCACAUCAGGCUUGUGACAUAACUUCUGGUAGAAACUGGGAGCCCCACAUUGUGGGUGCCGAGUCCCCACAAAAAAAAUGUGAGUACCCAGGCCCCCAAGAGUUGUCGCCAGUGUGUCAGUGUGUACAAGAGAGAGAGAGAGAGCGCAAGGGAGGCAGAACUAGCUUAUACGUCACAGGAAAUUGCCUUGGAGAACUACUACAAGCAGAGUUCUCUCCCCUGUGAUAAACUAUAAUUGAACUGCUGUGCUGACAAUGCCAACAGUUUCUGCCUCUGAUCCCACCUUCCAGCUUUUGCUGGUACUGUAGUAAAACCGCUCCUUGAGUUGUUGUCUUUUUUAAUAUCAAGAAGUAUCUUAGUUGAUGAAGGAACAAAUCUAAUACUGUGUGGCUUUUUACCAUGUAUCUUUACUGUGCUAUAUGAGGCAUUCAUCCAUAUUCCCACCACCACCACAUAUGUAUUGAACCUGCGGAUUCCAUCAAAUGCACAUGCAGAGAUCUUUUAAAUAUGUGUGUGUGUGUGUGUGUGUGUGUGUAAUUGAAAGAAAUAAUAUACUUGGAAGUUGGGGUAUUAAAUAAAACGACACAAAUAAACCAA
Podarcis raffonei (Aeolian wall lizard) is the source of this 3309-nucleotide messenger RNA. Its product is annotated as phospholipase A2 inhibitor NAI-like. NCBI's taxonomy places the organism in Eukaryota, Metazoa, Chordata, Lepidosauria, Squamata, Lacertidae. The record is from RefSeq and is a predicted model, not a curated record. Gene Ontology annotation, molecular function: phospholipase inhibitor activity. Gene Ontology annotation, cellular component: extracellular region. The coding region runs from base 159 to 827 and encodes 222 amino acids. The transcript has 5 exons.